CUCAUUUUUGCAUCCAAAUAAAAGUAAUUGAAAAAGCCAAGUCCUGCUUAAACUGCUGGGACUUGGGCUAUUUAGGUAGCAAAUAAGAAGUAGUUGAGCAUGGAUUUCGAAACCAUCAGUAUUGAGCAACUGGAGGAAGCAGUGGUUGUCUUUUACCGUUCCACAUCGCAGGAACAGGCAAUCACACACGAAUGGCUGACGAAGGCCGAGGCCAGCCCACAGGCCUGGCAGUUUUCCUGGCAGCUUAUGCAGCUGGGCAAGAGUCAAGAAGUGCAAUUUUUUGGCGCAAUUACACUACACUCAAAGCUGAUGAAGUAUUGGCACGAAGUGCCACCCGAAAACCGUGAGGAGCUGAAACAAAAGAUUUUGGAAACGAUUGUGCAAUUCGCAGGAGGACCCAAACUAGUGCUUAAUCGGCUUUGUCUAUCGUUGAGCGCUUUUAUUGUUCACAUGCUGGAGGAUUGGCCUUGCGCCAUUGAAGAGGUAAUCGAGACGUUCCAAAAUCAACGUAUUCCAAACGUUACCGCCGAUGUACAGCUGUGGAUCAUGCUGGAAGUGCUGCAGGGCAUACCCGAGGAGGCGCAAGUCAUUCAUACCUCCGUAAAACGCGUUACACUGCGCGCUGAGAUAGGCAAGCGUGUGCCGCUCGUGCUGCAGACUGUCGAGGCAUAUUUGAAGCAGCAAAUGAACACAGAAUGGGACACCGAAGGCUACAACAAUAUGGCACGUGCGGUGAAGUGCGUCAGUGUCUGGAUCAGAAGCAUUGGCUACUCAAUUGAGAGCUGCGUCAGCAUCUGUGGCGUGAUGUUGGAGCUAGUGAACAAGUGUUACUGGCCCUGCAUCCGUUCUGGCGUUGGCUGCAUGUCUGCCGACGAAAAUGAACUCGCCGAGACCUGUCUCAAGGCAAUGGUCAGCAUAAUUGUGCAGCCAGAUUGUCACAACUAUCCCAAGACGGCUGCUGUGCUGAUUAAAAUGUUUCUGGAUUCACUAUGCGACAUCACCCAAAGGGAAUGGCGACGGGAUAACGAUAAUGAAGACAUUAUUGUGCACAUCUAUAUGCUGUUUGUGUCUGCCGUGGAACGACAUUCGGCUUUGUUUUUGAGCGGCAUCACGGCCACAGAUCCAGAGUUAUUUGCCAUCUGGUGCCGCAUGGUACAUGAGAUACUGCAGUGCACAGAUAAGCCGGGAAUAUAUCCUGUAGAGGAAUCAUGCAGCACCAUGGCCCUGGCUUUUUGGUAUAUGCUGCAAGGCGAUGUUUUUGCCAUGCCAGACGAGGAAAAGCGCAAGUGCUGGGAGCAUAUAAAACCGCUCUACGCACACUUGACCACUGUCCUGGUUCGUAAAUCCGAGCAGCCCGACGAGAGCUCCAUUGACAAGUGGAACUCCGAUGAUCUGGAAUGUUUCCGUUGCUAUCGUCAGGAUAUUUCCGAUACUUUUAUGUAUUGUUAUGAUGUAUUAGACGACUACAUAUUGGAGAUAUUAGCAGCUAUGCUAGACGAGGCCAUUGCCGAGCUGCAGACGCAUCCCACACACUGGACGAAACUAGAGGCUUGCAUCUACUCAUUUCAGUCGGUCGCCGAGCAUUUUGGCGGCGAGGAGUCUCGCCAGAUACCCAAGCUAAUGCGCGUGCUCUCCGAGAUACCGUAUGAGAAGCUUAACGAGAAGCUACUCGGCACUGCGCUCGAGACAGUUGGCUCCUAUUGUUCGUGGCUAAUGGAUAAUCCCACCUUUAUACCGCCAGCUAUUGAUCUGCUGGUACGCGGUCUCAACUCGACAAUGUCGGCACAGGCAACGCUGGGCCUCAAGGAGCUGUGCCGCGAUUGCCAACUGCAAUUGAAGCCAUACGCGGAACCGCUCCUUGAUGCUUGUCAAGCUACGCUCAGUACAGGCCGCAUGAAGAAUUCGGACUCGGUGCGUCUCAUGUUCAGCAUAGGUAAACUGAUGAGCUUGCUGCCACCGGAGCAAAUACCCAAAUAUCUAGACAUCAUAGUCAGUCCCUGUUUCGAGGAGCUUCAGACUAUUUGCCAGGCGGGCGCCACGACACCUGCAGCACGCAUACGCACAAUAUUCCGUCUCAACAUGAUCUCGACGCUGUUUUCGUCGCUUAACACAGAUGUUGAUGAAGAGCUAAAGGAAGUGCACAAUGUGCAGCCCGUGCUGCUGGUUAUGGAAAAGACGAUGCCAAUUUUUCGGCUCAUUGCCGAGCUGUGGGUGGAGGAACUAGACGUACUAGAGGCUGCCUGCAGCGCUUUAAAGCAUGCCAUUGUUAAUUUGGGAAGCAGCUUUAGGCCAAUGUUGCAGGACUUGUGCUAUUUUAUUGUGGCGAGUUUUCAAACCCGCUGCUGUGCGCCCACUCUAGAGAUAACCAAAACCGCCAUAAUCGUCUUCUUCUCGGAGGAGAGCUGCAAGCCAUUGAUGCAGCAGCUGCUAUUGGAGUUUGUGAAGCACAGUUUUAAAUUGUUUGAAAAUACGCCCCAUGAGAACUUCUCCAACAUAUCCGAUACCAUGGAGAUGUUCUUCGCCUGUCUUACGCAAAUCAUUAAAAAGGUGCCACAAGUGUUGGAGGACAAAACGAUUGCCUACGAUCGUCUUAUUUACUAUGCACAGCGCGCCAUGACGCUACCCGAAAAUGGUCCCAUACGCGCAAGCACACAAUUUGUUACACAAUUUCUGAUGCAAUCGAGGAAUCAUGCGCAUAUGACCGAUGUGGUGCUAGCCUCGGGUGAGCAGAUCCUUCACACGGCCAUGAUUUGUGUGGGCUAUAUGACGCCGCGACAGCAAGUGGAUAAAUUUGCUGAUGUAUUUCUAUCCAUGAACAAAAAGUAUCCGGCCGAAAUGGCUGUUUGGCUAAAGACUGUAAUGUCCGUGCCCAACUUUCCCACUGAGCUCAUCAGCGAGGCCGAAAAGUCGCGUUAUGUUACGCUUAUCAUCAAGGUAAAGUUCAACAAGCGGCUGCUGCAACAACAUCUGACGGAGCUGGCUGGCAAGACACGAGGACUUGUCCCGCUUCAGUCUCCAGCUAAUUGAAGAGGAGAUUGCUCAACUUCAUGGCCAAAUCUCUUAUAUUUUAUCGUCCUGUUCUGUGUAAUUAGAUGUUAAUUGUAAUUAAGGCGCUCUGUAAAUGUUCCUUCCAAUAAGUUGUUUAUUUUUAAUGAUGUCAAAUAUUAUUGCUGUGCUGGGGCAGGCAAAUAUAUUUUAAAUAUAGGUUUAUAAAUAUUUUGCCUGCCCGAACUCAGCUUUAUCUUCUGAAAUGAAUGUGUUAAAAGGCUGUUUCUUGACAUGAUUUAACGUUUAUUCAUAAUUUUACAAAAAUUACACGCUUUUGUUAACGCUUUAUAUGCCUUUUAUUACAAAUUCCUUUUUAUAGGCCAUAUAUCUCAUAAUAUGGUUUUAAUGUUGAUCUUAAAUUGAAAACUUUGAUUUUUUCACCGUUUUCCAGCCUAUGGAAUUUUCCUUAAUUCACUUUCAUUGUUUUCUUUAUUUUUUUAUUGUUCUUUAACCCUUCAUAUGUAUCUAUAAUGCCAAAAAUAUGUAAAUACAUCUCUAUAUAUAAUAUAUAUGUGUCUAUAACUAAAUGAAGCCUUUCAUUUACUUGGCCUGUACAGCACUUGGUAGUGGUAGCAAAAGUUUGAUCAGCUCUUGACUGACUGCUAGAAUAUUUGAAAAUAUUUGUAUUAAGAAUCCGGGCCAUAUACCAGGGUUUAUACGUAUAUAAUAUAUAAUGACUGUUUUGCCUGGCAUCAGUGCCAAUUAAUGACUGUCACGGAUCCAAUAUAUACGUAUGUAAAUAUAUAUUUAAAUAUUUAAUUAUAUAGAAAUAGUAGCUACGACCAGCAAUAGUCCAAGUCUGUUUUUGACCCCGUUUCCAGAGUUAAUGGGGAUGAUAAUGAUCAAGCGAUAUACAUACUAUUCAUGUUGAUGUGGAUGAAGUUGGAGUACUCUCGUGGUUCCAUAUUAAGUGUCGAUGCCCCAACUUACAUAGAAGAAUAUGUUUCAAUGUAAAUUUACCUAAAGGAACAUCUGCUUAUAAAUUAUUUGAAGUCCACAAUUAAGUAAGUAUCUCCUACAGAUUAUGAUGUCUGCGCCUUUUUUUUCUCUCUUUUCAUCAAAUAUAGUGUCUCCUCAAUAUUCAAUACACACACAAAAAAUACAUACAUACAUAAGCACACACAUAAAUAUACAUACCACAUUUGUUUAUAACAAAUUGGAAUACAUAUAUACCAAUAUAUAUCGUAUAUAUUUAAGCAGUUAAUGGUAAGUUAUUCGCAUAUAGUAUAAUAAUUAUCAUUUAUUACGGUUCAGCCGUAUGUAGAGUUUACUGCCUCUAUUGUAUCUGUAUCUGAAUAAAAUAUGAGCCACUGCCUAACGGUAUAGAAAAGUCAAGAAUAUUGCACUAAAUUGAGCAGAUUCUAAUUCAGGAAUAGCUGCUAGGUCUGUCAAAAAUAACUAGCAAUAUUACCAUCUCUUAAAAGAAAACCUAAUGAUAAGAAAUACAUAAAAUAUAGUUUUCGUUCGAAACAAAAUGCUAUAUUUUAUUUAAUAUUAUUAUUUUCCAGGCGAGUUUUUCGACAACUUUUGCAUUUCAAUACUAUAACCAAUAUAUUUAUUUUCCUUUAUGUUAAUUAUUUAAAUUGGUAUUUUAGCCUUUAUAUUUGUUAUAUUGUCAGCAAAAUAUAAAAAAAAAAAUAAUAAUGUCAAUGCGCUCAAAAUUUACCCUUUCUCUUUUCUCAGCAAUAUUUUGUAUACUGUUUAAUAAGCUCGGUGUGAUAUUUAAUUGUCGCUAACUUUACUGUUUGUCAAUAUAAGCUAUUGUGCUUACUGUAGAAUAUAUAAUUCUUAAUUAUUUUUCUUCCUGCAUAGAUUUUUGUAUAUCUCAUAUUAUUGUUUUUGAAGUAAAUUACAAACAGAAAUACAAUGACCAGUGUGGCAAAGUCAUGUUAAAUCGCAUACCUAGGUGUCUAUAUAAUUAUUGACUUUUGUAUACCGUUUCAGAGCACGCAGGAUAUUUGUGUGGAUGACUAUUAUAGCUAUAUCGAAGUAGUAGCACACAUAUGCAUAGUAGUAUGUAUAAAUGGGUAGGUAAUGCUCAAUCAAAGGUGGUAGUUUCUUACGUCUUUAGCUUACGCAAUGUCAAUUCAAAAACUGUACAAAUUUUGACGUAUU
Drosophila novamexicana is the source of this 5163-nucleotide messenger RNA. It is a transcript of the gene cdm, whose product is annotated as importin-13. Gene Ontology annotation, cellular component: cytoplasm; nuclear membrane. Gene Ontology annotation, molecular function: small GTPase binding. The transcript has 9 exons. The record is from RefSeq and is a predicted model, not a curated record. Gene Ontology annotation, biological process: protein import into nucleus. Bases 100 to 3027 code for a protein of 975 amino acids. NCBI's taxonomy places the organism in Eukaryota, Metazoa, Arthropoda, Insecta, Diptera, Drosophilidae.